This is a messenger RNA of Oryza sativa Japonica Group (Japanese rice), 1779 nucleotides long. Its product is annotated as AAA-ATPase At3g28580. Gene Ontology annotation, molecular function: ATP hydrolysis activity; ATP binding. NCBI's taxonomy places the organism in Eukaryota, Viridiplantae, Streptophyta, Magnoliopsida, Poales, Poaceae. The record is from RefSeq and is a predicted model, not a curated record.
AAUUCACACCCAAUCCAGAGAGAGAGAGACACCGCACACUGUGGCACACAGAGCUCGGAGGCGCCGGCCAUGGAGGCCUCGCAGGCGGCGUCGGCGUGGAGCAGCGUCAACUCCGGCAUCGUGCUGAGCCUCGCCGCCGUGCUGUGGACCGUGGUGUGGAACAGCCUCCAGUCGCUGCAGCUGCACCACCUGGUCGGCCGCCACCUCGCCCGCCACGCCCGCCGCCUCGCCGCCGUCGUCGACCCCUACCUCACCGUCACCGUCGCCGAGCACGACGGCGGCCGGAUGAAGCGGAGCGACGCCUACAGGGAGGUCCAGGCCUACCUCCACCGCGCCACCUGCGACGCCUCCGCCGGCGUCCGCCACCUCCGGGCCGAGCCGGCCAAGAACCCCGACGCGUUCGUCCUCUCCAUGGCCGACCGCGAGGAGGUCGCCGACGUGUUCCGCGGCGGCGUCACCGUCUGGUGGCUAGCCUACUCGACGCCGCCGCGGGAGGACGACGCCGGCGGCGGGUUCUACUGGGGCGGCCGCGCCGCCCGCGCCGACCGGCGGUUCUACCGCCUCUCUUUCCUGGAGCGCGACCGCGACGUCGUCCUCGGCGAGUACCUCCCCCACGUCCGCCGCGAGGGCCGCGCCGCCAUGGUCAGGAACCGGCAGCGCAAGCUCUUCACCAACCUCGCCGGCGACACCUGGGGGGACGACGGCGGGUGGUGCGAGAGCGUGUGGAGCCACGUGGUGUUCGAGCACCCCAAGACGUUCGACACGCUCGCCAUGGACCCGGCGAGGAAGAAGGACAUCAUGGACGACCUCGACGCGUUCCGGAACGGGAAGGAGUACUACGCGCGCGUAGGGAGGGCGUGGAAGCGGGGGUACCUCCUGCACGGCCCGCCCGGCACCGGCAAGUCCACCAUGAUCGCCGCCAUGGCCAACUACCUCGACUACGACAUCUACGACAUCGAGCUCACCUCCGUCCGCACCAACACCGACCUCCGCAAGCUCUUCAUCGAGACCACCAGCAAGUCCAUCAUCGUCAUCGAGGACAUCGACUGCUCCCUCGACCUCACCGGCAAGCGCAAGAACAAGAAGAAGAAGGACGCCGCCGCCGCCAAGAACGACACCGACGGCGACAAGAAGGAGUCGCCGCCAUCGGAGGAGGAGGAGAAGGACAAGGAGGGAAGCAAGGUGACGCUCUCCGGCGUGCUCAACUUCAUCGACGGGCUCUGGUCGGCGUGCGGCGGCGAGCGCAUCAUCGUGUUCACCACCAACCACGUCGAGAAGCUCGACCCGGCGCUCAUCCGGCGAGGCCGCAUGGACAAGCACAUCGAGAUGUCCUACUGCGGCUUCGAGGCCUUCAAGUUCCUCGCCAAGGUCUACCUCGGCAUCGACGCCCACCACCUGUUCGACGCCGUGCGGGCGCUCCUGCGCGACGUCGACAUGACCCCCGCCGACGUCGCCGAGAACCUCACGCCCAAGGCCGCCGGCGACAACGCCGACACCUGCCUCGCCGAGUUGGUCAAGGAGCUCGAGAAGGCCAAGGCCGACAAGGCUCAGGCGAAAGGGAAGGCGGCGGCGACGGCGGCGGCGGAAGAGGAGGUCGACGGCGAUGACGACGAGGAGUAGACUAAUGUUGACUUAUUUGAUGUUUACUUGGAUUACUUGCUCACUUCGCUUGUGCUAGAUUGUCACAGAUAUUUGACUAUUCUUACAUGAUUAACUAGUGUAUUAGUUUUAGUUUUAAUUAAGAAAAAACAUAAAAAAAAUUGGCUCGACACAUGAAAA